GAAUAGAAAAGGCGGAAGUGUACGGGUUAGGCAUGCGCCAAAUAUUUCCCGCGAAAAUUACAAUAUUUUUGUACUGCCUAGGAGCUUCAGAAAAUGGAGUCAAUUGAUUUGGAAAUGGGAGAUCUGUUUGAAGAUCAAAAUGAGGACAUUGAAGAAAUAACUGCACCGCCUCCAUUCCCUGAACUUGAGGAUAACCCAAUGAACGACAUGGCAACAGAAACUCAAGAAGAUGAAGAAGAAGGUGAAGAUGGCCAUGAUUUAUCUAAACUGAAAAACAUCAAAGCAGGUGCUGCCAAGAGGGUGGUGAAAAGACCACAACCAAAGAUGGAUUCAACCAGGUUAACAAGUGAUAAGGGAAUUCCACUUCUUCCCAAUUUAUUUAAAGAUGUCAAAUUUAAAGGAAGAGGACAUGAGGGUGAAGAUUUGCGCCGAAUGAUGCAGAUUUUAGAGCACUGGGGUCAUAGGUUAUUCCCUAAAAUGCCAUUUGAUGAGCUACUGGAGAGGUGUGAAAGACUUGGGGCUAAAAAGGAAGUACAGACGUGUGUGAAGAAGAUUCGCAGUGACAUGCCACUCAUGGAUGAUGAUUUUGUGUCAAGGAACUAUGAUAGUGGUGAUGAAGACGAUUCUAAAAAUAAAAAGGCUGCUGAUGAAGUGGAAGACAUGGAUGCAGAAGAAGCAUUUGAUGAAAUGAUGAGGCAAGAAGCAGCAAAGAAGCAGACUGCAAUGGAGUCUCUUCCUCCACAUUUAUCAGAUGGAGCAGUAAGCCCCGUUAGGCAAAAUAAUAGGCCACUGUCAACACCAUCUUCAAAGUCCAUGACUUGUGAACAGCUUGCUAGAAUGGAAAGGAACAAGCAACUCGCAAAGGAGAGAAGAAUGAGCAAAUUGAAGAACAAGGACUCGGCACCACAAUCAGAUCAACAGCAGCAACAUGUAGAAGAAAAUCAAUCAAACCCCUCCACUAACAUGUCAGAAAGUGUCCAAAAGCCUGCAGGUGAAGACAAUGCUGAUACAAGUAUUGAUCCAACCAAAUCACAGACAUUUGAAGACUUGGCAGAUGAUGAUGAUGACUUUCCAACAGAAAAUGAAAUUUUAUUUAGUUGUGGUGAUGUUUUGAAAAAUCAACAAGUGGAAGAAAAGAAUUCUGUGACAGAGGUCAACGACAAAGAGGCAUCACUGGAAAAGCCACAGACUGGGACAGACCAACAGACAGAAGAGGAGAUACUCGCAAGUCUUGAAGAAGAUGAAAAUGCAAUAAAUGAUAUACAAUCUAGUAUUCCAAAAUCUUCAGCAGACAAUGAAAAUGAAGAGACAGAACAUAAAAAUAGAGCCACUUUAAAGGACACCACAAACGUAGACCUUGAAACGGGUGUUGUUGUUUAAUAUUCUGAGGACUUUAAUAUACAUGUAUUGCUCAGUUCCAUACAAUUCUCAGAAAUUCACCAAUCCCUUUUCUUACACAGUAAAUGAGAGUAUGUUUUACUUAUAAUAUUUUGUUAUGUAAAUCAGACUUGUUGAAAUCUGAAUCUUUUACAAUCACAUUUGUAUCAUACCAUUAAUAUGAGUGGUACACAAAAAAUUAAAG
Messenger RNA from Lingula anatina, 1582 nucleotides. RefSeq lists its product as uncharacterized. The record is from RefSeq and is a predicted model, not a curated record. Gene Ontology annotation, cellular component: nucleus; replication fork protection complex. Gene Ontology annotation, biological process: DNA replication checkpoint signaling; DNA damage response; replication fork processing. NCBI's taxonomy places the organism in Eukaryota, Metazoa, Brachiopoda, Lingulata, Lingulida, Lingulidae. Gene Ontology annotation, molecular function: DNA binding.